UUAAACAACAUUCUACUAAUUGCGACCCCCCCAUUCUUAAGCUAAAUUAAAAGAACUUGAUCUCUGGUAUUACGGGAGCGCAUUAAGAAAUGCAUUUCAUUAUGAUGAUUCAUUCAGCAUGCACGUUCUUAUACGACGACCAAACCAUGAGCUUAUUUUUUCCUUCAUUCAUUUGAGAAUGAGAAUGGUUAAUCUAUUUUUAUUUCAAUUGAAACUAUGCCUUCAUGUCUUUCAGAGGCAUUUGGUGCCUACUUUUCUACGCUUCCAUACCGCUAGGCUUUUAUGCUAUUUCCCUUCAACUUCUAUCUAGUACACGAUGGAUCUGCAAUACAAUGUUAAUGAUGAAGACUAUCAAUCCCAACUUGAUGACUUCAAAGGUUUCUGGCCCUCAUACUUUGAAGGUGAACUCACAUUGUUUGAUGAGGAAAUGGAUGUUAGUAUCACCCGCAAUCACGAUGGAAACUCGACUUUGCUUUCACAAUAUAUCACUUCGGGUGACUUCGCCAACACUAGUGUGCAGAUGAGGCCCAUUCGUUCUUGGAUGCCACUCUUCUUGUGGCUAUUAGAUAUAAGUAUCGUCAAUUCAUACAUACUAUGGGAUAAGGCGAUAGUCACCACGACUAUUUCCGGCAGCGCAUACCAAAACCUUAUUGUAUUCUCAUCAGAACAAGAGCUUCCUGCCCUAUAUUUGAUGGGUAUCUCUAGUCUCCGGCACAACUGGGAUAAUCUACUUCUCAGAAUUCUACCAUCCAUUCCACAUCAUGAGGCUCUCAAGCAUCUUUAUCUUUUUCAUGUUGCCUUCUUGGCUAUGUUCACUCCUACGGUAGCAGUUGGCCUUGCAAAGGCUAUCGAUCAGGUCGGGAAAUAG
Lobosporangium transversale is the source of this 868-nucleotide messenger RNA. RefSeq lists its product as hypothetical. The coding region runs from base 317 to 868 and encodes 183 amino acids. Lineage: Eukaryota; Fungi; Mortierellomycota; Mortierellomycetes; Mortierellales; Mortierellaceae. The record is from RefSeq and is a predicted model, not a curated record. The transcript is spliced from 5 exons.